Molecule: messenger RNA, 1239 nt
Organism: Dendrobium catenatum
Lineage: Eukaryota; Viridiplantae; Streptophyta; Magnoliopsida; Asparagales; Orchidaceae
Exons: 2
Coding region: 1-1239 (412 amino acids)
Source: RefSeq, a predicted model, not a curated record
AUGGCGGGCAAUCUGCAAAAUUUUCCCCCUCUUCCUGGCAGAGCCUCCUUGUUAGGAGUUUCUCCUUCCACCAGUCCCCCAGCUCCUCCAGCUCUUUCUUAUGCUAGCAAUCUUGCAGCUCCUCCUGCUAAUCGCGAGGAGUGGCCGAUGUCCUUCGUCAACCCGACCAAAAAACUCUCCUUUGCUGCUUCUGAACUUACAGAAGGUAAAGAUUUGUGGGAUCUUUGCCUUGUGGGCUACUCUUUGGGUCAAAGACCGUAUUAUGAAAGACUUCUUACGGCGAUGAACAAGGCGUGGAAGCUUAAAGGCUCGUUCUCGUUUCUCUCUCUUGCUGAUGAUUUUUUUCUCCUGAAGUUCACUUCCAGUGAAGAUUUUGAUAUGAUCUGGUCGGGAGGACCUUGGUUUCUCCUCGGCAAACCUUUCUUCCUUCAGAAAUGGAAUCCGAAGUUCCAACCAAAGCGAGACGAAGCUGCCUCUAUCCCUCUGUGGAUUAAGAUUCUCAAUCUCCCCCUUGCUCUCUGGACACCUUCAGGUAUCUCGAAAAUUGCCAGUUACAUUGGUAUUCCUCUCUAUGUGGAUUCUCUUACCGCAAAAAGAACUCGUCUUACUUUUGCGAGAGUUUGUGUUCAAGUUGACAAAAACUCGGUUUUGCCUGACGAUAUUCCUUUGGAAAUUGAUGGUGAUGAUUUGGUUCUCAAAGUUGUCUAUGAUUGGAAACCGUCUAAAUGCGAUGGCUGCGGUUCUAUAAUCCAUCCUUAUGCCCUUUGUCCAUCUAACCCUUCACCCAAGCCUUCUCUUCCUCCAAAACCUGCUUUUAGGGACAGGAGCACGAGUCGGGCUCCCACUGCUAGAGCCACAGAUCAGCCACCUACCUCUACUGGAAUUGCCAAUGAACCUCUUAUUACUCCUCCUGACAAUACCACAUCUCUCCCUAAUCUGAAUUUACCACAUGAAGAAUCUUCCUCUUCGGGUCAAUCCCUUCCCCUUCUUCUUCUUCGUCCCUCGCAAGUGGUUUUAGCUAAUAGCUUCGCCUCUCUUCCUGUUGAAAAUUUGGACAAUUCGGAAGAGGCUAAAGAAGAUGAAGUUCAUUCUUCCUCUAUUUUUUCCGAGGAAGUUCUUCCUCCCUCCUCUUCCCUCAAAGCUUCUCAGCCUAACUCCAAAACUCCCUCCAACUCUGUCUCUUCCCCUGACAAAAAAGCCAAGCCAAAAACGGCCAAAAAGGCCAAAAAACCCAAAUAA